UUUUAUGGCUGCGUACACAUAGCCAAUACGCAAUGUGUGAAGAAUUCCGACCAACCACCGUUAUCGCCAAUCUGUUGAUUCUGGUGUCACUAGCGUCAAGAAGCUGCGGCGAACUGUUCACAGCCUUCGGAGACGAAGAUGGGACGAUCGAUCCCUUUUUCACGGAAGCGACACCACCAGAAUUUACUGAAUAUGACAGCGAAGGUGUUACUCCGUGGUUAACCAGAGCCCCAUACGAAUACAUCACGUUGAUCCGGGUUCUCAAUUGUACCCAAUGUGAAUGUGGCCGCACGGAAAGCGUCGGCAAGAUAGUUGGCGGGAAGGUAACCGAAGAGAGCCACUAUCCCUGGAUGGCCGCGCUAUACUACAACAAUCGUUUCACCUGUGGUGGGAGCCUCGUUUCCGACCGUUACGUCCUAACGGCGGCCCAUUGCGUCUACCGUUUGAUGCCGGCGCGUUUUCGCGUCCAACUGCUCGUGCACAAUCGCAGCAAGCCGACCACAAAGUCAGUGGAACGCAGUGUCAAAGCUAUUAGGACAAUUUUUUACAACAGUGUAUUGAAUAACAACGAUAUUGCGUUACUGGAGCUGACGUUUCCGGUCAGCAUCAGCAGUGAGCGAUUAGUGCCAGUUUGUCUGCCCCAACCGAACGACAAUACUUACGAGGGUAAAACGGGCAUUGUGACCGGCUGGGGCCGAACUGCAGCGGGUGUGCUCUCGGACACUCUACAGGAACUGAGGGUUCCCAUUUUGUCCAACGCCAGGUGUCGAAGGCUGGGCUAUUGGUCCUUCCAGAUUACCAAUAAGAUGCUUUGUGCGGGAUAUGUGCAAGGAGGUAGAGAUUCCUGUCAGGGUGACAGCGGAGGACCACUUCAUGUGUACAACAAUCAAACCAAACGACACGAAAUCGUGGGGGUCGUUUCCUGGGGAAGGGGUUGCGCAGAGAGCAACUAUCCCGGGGUGUACGCACGAGUCAAUAAGUUCCAACGCUGGAUCAAGAACACCAUCCGGGAUUCCUGCACUUGCAAUUAACUACCAACCCACCAAUCUUAAGAUAAGUAACAUCAAUUUAUUUUCAAAUUUAUGUCGUGUUUUGUUUGUACAACACUUUCAAUAAUAAUAGUACACAAACUCUUAACAAUGUUGUUUCUGUCAAAUACUUGGAGUCUUCGAAAUACUUUUACAACUAUGGACGGAGUGUUGAAGGGUGAAAGCAUCUCACAUCUCUACUUAAUUUAAGGAAGCUAGAAGAGACGAGUGAGAAUCACAGAUACAAUGGUAACAAGUCCAACGGAGGCAAUCGCCGGGGCACUGCCCGGAAGGUUUCGGCACUGAACUGGUGAAGGGCUCAAAUUUUUGCACAAAGCUGCCCGGAAGUUCUCCAACGAUAACUUCUGGUUGUCACUGUCGAA
This is a messenger RNA of Toxorhynchites rutilus septentrionalis, 1411 nucleotides long. Its product is annotated as trypsin-like. Gene Ontology annotation, biological process: proteolysis. The record is from RefSeq and is a predicted model, not a curated record. The coding region runs from base 33 to 1031 and encodes 332 amino acids. The transcript is spliced from 4 exons. Gene Ontology annotation, molecular function: serine-type endopeptidase activity. Lineage: Eukaryota; Metazoa; Arthropoda; Insecta; Diptera; Culicidae.